UCGAGAACCUAUAUAAGAGAGACCAAUCAAAACUCCCUGAAAGCACACAUCUCAUAACCUAAUGUCGUCUCAAGAAACCAAUCAAGAUCAAAGAAAAGGAGCAGAAAUCGUCAAUGGCGUAUUAAUAUGCAAACAAAAAGCCCACGAGAUCUUAUCAACCAUGAACUUACCUAAGGGACUUCUCCCUUUAGACACAAUGACCGAGAUCGGUUUCAACAAAUCGACCGGUUAUAUAUGGAUCAAGAUGAAGAACAAGGUUCAGCACAAGUUUAAAGCCAUCGGCAAAAACGUAUCGUACGACUCGGAGGUUACGGCUUUCGUCGAGAAACGUAGGAUGCGCAGUCUUACUGGAAUCAAGAGCAAAGAGCUUUUGAUUUGGGUUACCAUCUCUGAGAUUUACGUUGAUGAUCAAGAUACGACUAAAAUCACUUUUGCUGGUCCGUCCGGGUUGUCACGUUCUUUUCCUGUAUCUGCUUUCGAGGAUGAGAAAUGA
Messenger RNA from Brassica oleracea var. oleracea, 493 nucleotides. RefSeq lists its product as uncharacterized. The coding region runs from base 62 to 493 and encodes 143 amino acids. The record is from RefSeq and is a predicted model, not a curated record. The transcript has a single exon. NCBI's taxonomy places the organism in Eukaryota, Viridiplantae, Streptophyta, Magnoliopsida, Brassicales, Brassicaceae.